AUGCGCUAUCUUGACUGGGUACACCGCGUCAACCUGGCAGUGGCUCGUAGCCCUGUCGGGUGGUGGUUUCGUCUGGAAAACUCGGGUCAUCCUAAUGAACGGAAAGGCAGCUUUUUCUUUACCGAGAUGCGCGCCGGCUUAGCGACGUUUUUCGCCAUGGCCUACAUCAUUAGCGUGAAUGCCACCAUUACCUCCGACACGGGCGGAACCUGCGUCUGCCCACCCGAAAGCUAUGCCGACCAAUGCGACACCAACACCGAAUAUUUGCUGUGCGUGCAGGAGGUCAAGCGCGAUAUUGUCACGGCGACCGCCGCCAUUGCUGCCCUCUCCACCUUCUUUAUGGGUGUCUUCUCGAACUUGCCCGUGGCGCUGGCACCAGGCAUGGGGCUCAAUGCAUACUUCGCCUACACCGUGGUCGGACACCACGGCUUUGGCAUGAUUCCCUACAGAGUGGCUCUGACUGCCGUCUUUGUCGAAGGAUGGGUCUUUCUGGCCUUGACGCUACUGGGAAUCCGCCAGUGGUUGGCCCGCGCGCUGCCCGCGUCGAUCAAGCUGGCAACCGGCACGGGCAUUGGGCUGUAUCUUACGUUGAUUGGGCUUACCUACAGUGCGGGAAUCGGGUUGGUAACAGGCGCCACGGACUCGCCUAUUGAACUGGCCGGCUGCGUGGAUAGUCUUCGCGAUGCGACGACCGGCCUCUGUCCGUCGGAUGCAAAGAUGCGCAAUCCGACCAUGUGGAUCGGGAUUUUCUGCGGUGGAGUCCUGACAGCUCUGCUGAUGCUGUAUCGGGUGAAAGGCGCCGUCAUUAUCGGAAUCCUGCUGGUGUCCAUCAUCUCGUGGCCGCGACCGACCCCGGUGACGUACUUCCCGCACACCGAACUGGGUAAUAGCAUGUUUGACUUCUUCAAACAAGUCGUUACCUUCCACCCGAUCAAGCACACAUUGGUUGCACAGGACUGGGAUAUCACGGGGCACGGGUCGCAGUUUGGGCUGGCCUUCAUUACCUUCCUGUAUGUGGAUAUCCUCGACACCACUGGUACGCUGUAUUCCAUGGCGCGAUUUGCCGGGACGGUCGAUCCUCGCACGCAGGAUUUCGAAGGCAGUGCUCUGGCCUACAUGGUGGACGCCAUUUCCGUCUCGAUCGGAUCCCUCUUUGGCACGUCUCCUGUCACAGCAUUUGUCGAAAGCGGCGCCGGAAUCUCCGAAGGCGGUAAGACCGGCCUCACCUCCUGCAUGACGGGCAUCUGCUUCUUCAUUGCAGUAUUCUUCGCCCCGAUCUUCGCCUCCAUCCCCCCCUGGGCCACUGGCUGCACCCUGGUGAUCGUGGGGGCGUUGAUGGUCAAGGCGGCGGCCGAAAUCAACUGGCGCUACCUUGGCGACGCGGUGCCUGCCUUCCUGACCAUUGCCAUCAUGCCGUUCACGUACAGUAUCGCGUACGGGUUGAUCGCGGGUAUCUUGAGCUACAUCACACUGAACGGUAUCAUCUGGGCGAUCGAGAAAGUGACUCGGGGACGCAUCGUGCCCCCCAAUAAGGAUGAAAAGGAGCCCUGGUCGUGGAGGAUACCUGGGGGGUUCUUCCCGCCGUGGCUGCGCCGCGCCGUUCGGGGAAAGAAGGACUUUUGGCGGGAGGACGAACGGGAUCGCAGCGUGAUGGAUGGGGGAUCGGUUGAGUCACAGGAUCGACCGGAAAAGCAAGACGUGGCGGCGGGGGGCAAGGAUAUGUAA
Aspergillus tubingensis is the source of this 1725-nucleotide messenger RNA. Its product is annotated as NCS2 family permease. Bases 1 to 1725 code for a protein of 574 amino acids. Gene Ontology annotation, biological process: transmembrane transport. Gene Ontology annotation, molecular function: purine nucleobase transmembrane transporter activity. The record is from RefSeq and is a predicted model, not a curated record. The transcript is spliced from 4 exons. Gene Ontology annotation, cellular component: plasma membrane. NCBI's taxonomy places the organism in Eukaryota, Fungi, Ascomycota, Eurotiomycetes, Eurotiales, Aspergillaceae.